UAUCUGAAUUACAGGAAGAAGGAAUAAAUGCCAUUAACUUACCUCUGAGUCCAAUUCCAUUCGAACUAGACCCUGAGGACACUAUGCUAGAGGAAAAUGAAGUCCGAACAAUGGUUGAUCCAAAUUCAAGAAAUGACCCAAAAUUACAAGAACUAAUGAAGGUAUUAAUUGACUGGAUUAAUGAUGUGUUGGUAGGAGAGAGAAUUAUUGUGAAAGACUUGGCUGAAGACCUGUAUGAUGGACAAGUAUUGCAGAAAUUAUUUGAGAAACUUGAAAGUGAGAAGCUGAAUGUUGCUGAAGUUACUCAGUCUGAAAUUGCUCAAAAGCAGAAGCUGCAGACAGUGCUUGAAAAGAUCAAUGAAACCCUUAAACUUCCUCCAAGAAGCAUUAAAUGGAAUGUUGACUCUGUUCAUGCUAAAAGCCUCGUGGCAAUACUUCAUCUUCUGGUUGCAUUAUCACAGUAUUUCCGAGCACCAAUCAGACUCCCAGAUCAUGUGUCCAUUCAGGUUGUUGUUGUGCAGAAACGAGAAGGAAUACUCCAGUCUCGACAAAUCCAAGAGGAAAUAACUGGUAACACUGAGGCAUUGUCAGGAAGGCAUGAAAGAGAUGCGUUUGACACUUUAUUUGACCAUGCUCCAGACAAGCUCAAUGUAGUGAAAAAGACUCUCAUCACCUUUGUCAACAAGCAUCUGAAUAAAUUGAAUUUGGAGGUCACUGAACUGGAGACCCAGUUUGCAGAUGGGGUGUACUUAGUCCUGCUAAUGGGUCUCCUAGAAGGCUAUUUCGUUCCUCUGCACAGCUUUUUCUUGACUCCUGAUAGUUUUGAACAAAAGGUCCUCAAUGUGUCUUUUGCAUUUGAGCUAAUGCAAGAUGGUGGAUUGGAAAAACCAAAGCCAAGACCAGAAGAUAUUGUAAAUUGUGACUUGAAGUCUACACUGAGAGUACUGUACAAUUUGUUUACCAAAUACAGGAAUGUGGAGUGA
Messenger RNA from Merops nubicus (carmine bee-eater), 983 nucleotides. It is a transcript of the gene PARVA, whose product is annotated as parvin, alpha. Gene Ontology annotation, biological process: establishment or maintenance of cell polarity; cilium assembly; actin cytoskeleton organization. The annotation marks the transcript as partial. Lineage: Eukaryota; Metazoa; Chordata; Aves; Coraciiformes; Meropidae. Gene Ontology annotation, molecular function: actin binding. The transcript has 12 exons. Gene Ontology annotation, cellular component: cytoplasm; actin cytoskeleton; focal adhesion. The record is from RefSeq and is a predicted model, not a curated record.